GCAGGCAUCUCUGUGAUCUCCGGGCUCAAGGCUGCACUCGGCAGCACUACACAGCGAAACUACACUGCAUCAUUACCGGAUAAGGCAAAAGGAUCACUGUGUAUCUAUGACUAUUUUCCUGCUCUUGUAGCAGUUUUUUUUUUUCCCCUUUCCUUUUCCUCUCGUGCACUUUAAUUGGAGAAGCUCGCCAAGAUGAUGUCCAUGAACAGCAAACAGCCGCACUUCGCCAUGCAUCCCUCUUUACCCGAGCACAAGUACACCAGUUUGCAUUCCAGCUCGGAAGCUAUAAGGAGAGCCUGUCUACAAACUCCACAGCUCCAGAACAACAUCUUCGCGAGUCUGGAUGAGACCCUGCUGGCUCGUGCUGAGGCUCUGGCGGCCGUGGACAUCGCCGUGUCUCAGGGCAAGACUCACCCGUUCAAACCGGACGCCACCUACCACACCAUGAGCACCGUGCCAUGCCCGUCUGGCUCCACCGUGCCGCUGGCUCACCACCACCACCACCAUCACCACCACCACCACCAGAACCUGGAAGGGCAUCAGGACAUCAUGGAGCACAUCAGCUCGCCGUCGCUCGCCCUGACGUCCGACGGAGGAGGUGGUGGUGGUGGAGGUGGAGGUGGUGGAGGAGGUGGAGGUGGAAAUGGACUCCUCUCCACCUCCUCUAACUACCCACACUCUCACAUGCACGGCUUGAGCCACCUCUCCCACCAGGCCAUGAGCAUGAACUCGCCUCUCACACACCACCACGGGCUCUUACCGGGUCAUCACGGAGGUGGUCAAGGCUGCCCAGGACUCACUAACAGCGGCCUGCCGUCCAUCUCCAUCAACGACUCGGACACGGACCCGAGGGAGCUGGAGGCGUUCGCGGAGCGCUUCAAGCAGCGGAGGAUCAAACUGGGGGUGACCCAGGCGGACGUGGGAGGCGCCUUGGCUAAUCUCAAAAUCCCCGGCGUGGGAUCACUGAGCCAAAGUACAAUUUGUCGAUUCGAGUCGUUGACUCUGUCGCACAACAACAUGAUCGCGCUGAAGCCCAUCCUGCAGGCCUGGCUGGAGGAGGCCGAGGGCGCCCAGAGGGAGAAACUGAACAAACCGGACAUUUUCAACGGAGGAGAAAAGAAACGCAAGAGGACGUCGAUAGCGGCUCCGGAGAAGAGGUCUUUGGAGGCGUACUUCGCAGUGCAGCCUCGACCGUCCUCUGAGAAAAUAGCAGCUAUAGCUGAGAAGUUGGACCUGAAAAAAAACGUGGUGCGAGUGUGGUUUUGUAACCAAAGACAGAAGCAGAAGAGGUUGAAAUUUUCUGCAGCUCACUGAUGAUGGGGGGGCAAGGAAAAGAAAAAGAAAAACAAUUAACAAAAAAAAAGUUGUGUGACUGAAUUUGGGGACCAAGGAGGACACUAUAAAGACACCAUUUUCAGUCUUUUGUCUCCAGAGAUUUUACACUCCAGCUAUACCCAUUUUAUGAGGCUUCAUAUAUCUUGUUUAUUUUCACGUUAUCGGUGAAUGUGAAGUAUGCAAAUGACAGAUUACACAAGUUUUCGCUCAGUUGUUACGAGGGGAAAAAGUUUUCGUCGACAUUGCCUUUUAAAACACACACACGUGGAAAAGAGUGAAAAGAGGUAAUUUGCUUGAUACUAUAGCGAGUUCUUUUCUCCUAAUAGGCCUAUUUAUUAUUUUGAAGUAUAGCCAUUUUACGAAUUACCUCAUUGAUUGUUGAACUGUGUUUUUUUUUUUUUUUGGUUUGAUUUUUUUUUGUCGUUGUUGUUGGUAUAGAAUAAUUCAUGAAUCUGUUCAUUUAUUCAUGUGUUUUUUAUUUAUUCUUUAUUUGGAGGCUGCUAUAUAAACUCAAAUUUAGUUGCAAACUUUUAUGGCUAUAACGAAAAAAAUAAUGUUUUAGGCCUGCAUGAAAUCUGAAUUCACGGGCAGUAAUUUCGCCUCUAUAGGCUGUCAGUCACAUCUAGAGAUAUAUUUAUUUUGAAUUUGCACAAAAAGACCCUUUAUAGGUUUAUAGAUCAGUUAUGUCGAGAUGGUUUUGUAUAUACAGACAUGUCACUUAUCAGAGGUGAGCUUUUUUGGAAAAUAAAUUAUAGGGUCUAUUGGCAUCACAAGGAGAAGUUUCAAACAGAAAAAAGAAAAACAAGUUUUCUUUUUCAGUUUGCAGUGCAAACAGUCUAUGCAUUGGAAAAAGAAUCACUACUACUGAUAUAGACCUUCUUCUUUUGUGGUGAUGGUGUAAGUCACUGUUAAAUGCCUGUUUUCACAUUAAGAUCACCACGUUGUUUGUCGUGUUAAUUGUUACGGAAACGUUGUGUAAGUAAUAUUUUUACUUUGUGCACAAAAGUAUGUUUACAAAUACUGCGGCGACAUGUGCAUCAUGGAGAAAAUGUCCCACUGUCUCCUUCUUCUCUCUCUCUCUCUCACAACUUCUCCUCUGUUGUCCUCUUUACUUUCAUUGGUACUCUUCUUCAUCCUGUAAGCCAAAUUCAACAGGGAGGUGUG
Sebastes umbrosus (honeycomb rockfish) is the source of this 2499-nucleotide messenger RNA. RefSeq names its product POU class 4 homeobox 1 (gene pou4f1). Bases 193 to 1314 code for a protein of 373 amino acids. Gene Ontology annotation, molecular function: RNA polymerase II cis-regulatory region sequence-specific DNA binding; DNA-binding transcription factor activity, RNA polymerase II-specific. Gene Ontology annotation, biological process: regulation of transcription by RNA polymerase II. The transcript has 2 exons. Lineage: Eukaryota; Metazoa; Chordata; Actinopteri; Perciformes; Sebastidae. The record is from RefSeq and is a predicted model, not a curated record.